Nanorana parkeri is the source of this 1341-nucleotide messenger RNA. RefSeq names its product putative nuclease HARBI1. The transcript has 2 exons. The coding region runs from base 42 to 1334 and encodes 430 amino acids. The record is from RefSeq and is a predicted model, not a curated record. Lineage: Eukaryota; Metazoa; Chordata; Amphibia; Anura; Dicroglossidae.
CUCCUCUCUCUGUGGUGUUGUUUGCAGGGAGACCUCCGGGGAUGAGUUUUGUGGUGCGCAGGAAGGCGCGGGCCGCGCUGGCCAUCGCCAUGGUGAACUGCUACAGGAAGCUGAAGAAGCACAAGCGUCACCGCGCGUUCUGGACGAAGGACUACCUGGCCACCCGGGACUCCAUGCCUCAGACCUCCAUCCUGCCAGAGAUCCGGGAGAACGACCCCGACGAUUUCCGCAACCUGCUGAAGAUGUCCGACGAGAACUUCAACCAUCUCCUGAGGAAGGUGACGCCGCUGAUCCAGAAGCAGGACACGUGUAUGAGGAAGUCCAUCUCCGCCGAGCAGAGGCUGGUGGCCACCCUGAGGUUCCUGGCCACCGGGCGCUCCCUGGAGGACCUCAAAUUCUCCACCGCCAUCUCCCCGCAGGCGCUGGGGGUCCUGAUCCCCGAAACCUGCCACGCCAUCAUCCAGGUCCUGAAAGGGAAGUACUUCCGGUUCCCCGCGACGUCCGAGGAUUGGCACUUCAUGUCGAGUCAGUUUGAAGAAUUGUGGAACUUCCCGAAUUGCGGCGGGGCGAUAGACGGGCGGCACGUGCGCAUCAACCCCCCCCACCACAGCGGCUCCAUGUACUACAACUACAAGGGGUUCUUCAGCAUCGUCGUCAUGGCCAUCGUCAACGCCAACUGCGAGUUCAUAAUGGUCGACGUCGGCAAGAACGGCAAGUUCUCGGAUGGCGCGGUCAUCGAGCAAACCCACUUCUACGAGAAGCUGAAGGAGAAGCAGCUGAAGUUGCCGGACUCCACCGAGACCAAAGAAGGCCUCAACUUUGUCUUCGUGACCGACGAGGCCUUCGCCCUGGACGACCACAUCCUGAGGCCCUAUUCCCAGAAGGCCCCGACCCGACCACAGAAGAUCUUCAAUUACCGCCUGGCCAGGGCGAGGCGUGUGGCGGAGAACGCCUUCGGCCUCCUUUCCAACCGCUUCAGGAUCUUCCGCACCACCAUCAACUUGUCGCCGCACAAGAUCGAACUGGUGGUCAUGGCCUGCUGUCUCCUCCACAACUUCCUGCGGCGGUGCAACGCCGACGAGUAUUCCCCAGUCCACAUGCUGGACCGGGAGAGCAUGGAGGACGCCGCCUUCGUUCCCGGCGAUUGGCGGUCCGAGAGCGCGGGGCUCGUGCCGCUGCAGUCCAUGGAGGGCCAGAAACCAGACGCCGACGCCAAACUCAGCCGGCAGAAGUAUACGGAGCACUUCAACGGAGCCGGCGCGGUGGAGUGGCAGGAGGCCAUGGUGGAGAACGGAGUCAUGGACUAUGAACCAUUUCCAGCCAAUGACGUGUGAGGGGUGU